This is a messenger RNA of Cylicocyclus nassatus, 477 nucleotides long. NCBI's taxonomy places the organism in Eukaryota, Metazoa, Nematoda, Chromadorea, Rhabditida, Strongylidae. The record is from the annotation of a GenBank genome assembly.
UCAUUUCGUAUUCUCAGCAACUUUUAGGAGAUUUUCAGCCAUGAGCAGCUCUUCGGUGGCGUUACUGGUCCUCUCCUGCCUUGUUGCUCUCUCUAGGUCUGAGCUCGGCGGAUGCUAUGACAGCGCGGAGUUUUGUAUGCCAGAACCAGAUGCACUCAAAGGAUUUUUCUGGAUAUCAUGCAAAGGUUACUGUAAAGACUGCCAAGGAAAAGCAGAUGGCCAGUGCGUACAGGUCUUUAACGGUGAAUGCGAUGGUGGAUGGCAAUGCCAGUGCAAAGGUGACGAUCGUCCAAAAUCACUGAAUCCUUUCGUACAGAAGGAUUGUGCAUUAUGGCCGUGAAUUGUUUAUUACAAAAGUUCUUCUAAUAAACUGGCUAGUCCCAGGAAUUUCGAUUAGCUACUUGUGAUUGUUGUUCGCUGUUGUGCGUUGUAAAUUAAAGAUGAAAAGUCUGAGAAUUCAAAUAAAAAUUCCACAAA